Molecule: messenger RNA, 2716 nt
Organism: Ictidomys tridecemlineatus (thirteen-lined ground squirrel)
Lineage: Eukaryota; Metazoa; Chordata; Mammalia; Rodentia; Sciuridae
Product: cytochrome c oxidase subunit 7B2, mitochondrial
Biological process (GO): mitochondrial electron transport, cytochrome c to oxygen
Cellular component (GO): respiratory chain complex IV; mitochondrion
Source: RefSeq, a predicted model, not a curated record
UCUCCUGGUUGUUUAUUCAGUUUUGGCCCAACUGCUGUUGUGUGCCACCUACAGGGGAACAAUGGUGGAUAGGCCUCUUAAGACCUUUCAGUCUAGAAGGAAGACUGAUGACAAAUAUCAGGUAAAGACAAGUGUUUGGGGUGGUUAUCAUUAGAAGUCAUGGGAAGAACACCUUUCUGUUAAAAAUGGCUAGGGAGAGUCCCAAAACCCACUGACCAUCUUUCAGCUGUCCUGGAGGUUUGUGAUGGGUUUACAAAUUAAUUACCAAUUCUGUGGCUUCCCUGCAGAAUCCUCACAGAUGUGCUAUCUCUUCUUCCAGCCUGGGGCCUCUUAUCACUCAUUCCUGAGGGAGUCAUUCUUAAUUUGAGUAUCAUUUAAAAAAAAAAAAAAACAAGUAUUGUUAAAAACAGACAAACCAGAGUUGCAAGUCCACCAUCUUUUUUUGCCCUCUUUUACACUGUUGUAAGCUGAAUCUAGAACAUUCUGAGGAGAGCAUCUGGGCUUCAGUGUCAUUGUCAGGUCUCUUUGCAACUAAUUUAAGACCAGUAACUGCAACCAACUGCAAUCCUGACAUACCCUCAUGAUGUUUCCCUUGGCCAGAUAUGCACUCAGUAGUCUCAAGAUUCAGAGAAUUCAGCAAAUUAUGGCAAGACAGAGCCACAUAAAACACUCACCAGAUUUUCGUGACAAACAUGGCAUUACAGUGCUAGCUAGUGGAACCACUUUCUGCCUUGUUGCAUGGGUGUUUUUAACUACACAGAUGGAGAUAGAAUGGAAUCCAUCUCCUGUUGGCAGAAUUACCCUACCUAAAAGAGUGGAAUGAUCAGUAACCAUCACCAUUAUUAUAAUUCAGAAUUGUUUCAAAACCAAUUGUCUUGUGAGCACUCUGUCACUCAUUAAAAUGUAUGUACUUGAAAAAAUACAAUUCUCUUGAAAUCUUAAAAAAGUAUUGUUGACAAAUAAUAAAAUUGUAUCUAUGGAGUAUAGUGUGAUAUUUUGAUAUCACAUUAUAUGCAUUAUAGAAAGAUUAAAUCAAAGCUGGGUGUGAUGGUGCAUGCCUGUAAUCCCAGCAGCUUGGGAGGCCAAGGCAGGAGGAUCACAAGUUUGAGGCCAGCCUUGGCAAUGUAGCAAGACCCCUGUCUCAAAAUAAAAAAGGGCUGGGAUGUAACUCAGUGGUCAGGCACCCUUGGUCAGUUACCAGUAACAACAACAAAACACCAUUGUCAAGCUAAUUAAUAUAUCAAUCACCUCUGGCAUACCGUUUUUUGAUGAUGCAAAUGUUUAAAAAUGCUUUUUUGGCAGUUUUGAAAUCUAUAAUAUAUUAUUAGUUACUGCACAGUUCUCACUUUUGUGUGUUUGGAACUUUAUGCCCUUUGGUCAGCAUCUUCCCUUUCCCUGAUCAUUUUCCCCUUCUUCUGGUAACCGCCAGUUUCUAUGAGUUUAAUGCUUUUCAAUUUCACAUAUAAGUGAGGUUAUGCAUUGUUUCUUUCUGUGCCAGGUUUAUUUCAUUUUGCAUAAUGUCCUGCGUGUUCAUCCAUGUUGUUUUAAGUGACAGAAUUUCCUCCUUUUUCAAGGCCAAUAACAGUCUAUUGUGCAUGUGUGCACAUGUAUGUGAAUACACAUGCCACAUUUUCUUCAAUCAUUCAUCCAAGUUUGGACACUGAGGCUGUUUUUGUUUAAGCCUCAUUUUUUAAAGAUUAAUAGUGAACCAUCUGUAGAAACUUGGCCCCACAGGAAAGCACUAUCCGAAAAGGAUAAUGCAUUCCAUUCAUAUGAAUGUUACCACAUUUAAGCAGUGGCAAGUGUAGAUCAGCUUCUUUUCUGGUUGGUCUAACAGUAAAUGAUACUUCCAUAUUCCAGCAUGGAUCAGGACCCAGGCACCUGGGUACUUCUAAACCUGUUGUGGCUCCUGGAGUGUGUGGCAGCAAGGAACAGUUGGCUGUUUGCUUUCUUGGGCUUUUUUGAGUCGAGGCUGGGAGUGUAAUAGACAAAUUCUGGUUUCCUGGGAGGGAUGCAUCAAGAACCAGGGUUUGAGUCAGGCCCCUUACUGUUUAACAACUGGACUUGGAACAUCCCAGAAUGCCAAUAGUCUGUUUCCCACUGUGGGCAUCAGGUAUGGUCUUGCACCAGAUGGGGACCUAGACUGCCUUAUUUUAAUAUCAAACACCCCUAUUGAAGUUGUACCAACUCCACCUCAAGGGGGGAGGAGGCAGCUUGAGAGGCAGGACCCCAUCACAGGUAAGCAUGGCAUCAUGAUUUACCUGCCCCUGCUGUUCCAGGCCUGCUGCUUGGGCUUCCUCCAUACCACAGUGCUUCCUCCAGGGAGUCUGGGGCGGGGGAGUUUGGAGCAUCUUGGAGCAACUGGGCACCCAGAGGAACUGGCCUAGUCUAGCUGCAUGUGAAGAAAAGGAGCGAGACUGGUUUUUGCUCAGCUCUCUGCAUGACCUUCCACAGGGUUAUUUCUUGUUGGAACUGGUGGGGGUGAAGCCCUAGGCAGUGGGAGGGGCCUUGAGCUAGGAGUUCCCUAUGCUGCCCUUCCACAUCCACCUUGUGUCCCCAUUCCCAUUCACCCUUGAAGAGGCAGGGCAGGUGACUUUGGAAAUCCUUCCCCAGCCACCUUAAAAGCCACCACCCUUCCUGAGUGCUUUUUUGGGGGAGGAAGGUACUGGGGAUUGGACUCAGAGGCACUCAACCACUGAGCCAUAUCCCCAGCCCU